Dimorphilus gyrociliatus is the source of this 2430-nucleotide messenger RNA. The record is from the annotation of a GenBank genome assembly. Lineage: Eukaryota; Metazoa; Annelida; Polychaeta; Dinophilidae.
AGUAGUAUCUACGCUUUUGGGGUUGCUAUGCAACAAUACAAAAUGGCAGGUAACGAAGAUGAAGCAAUUGAAUCUAAAAGAGUUUUCGUUAACUACUGCGAUACUUAUCAAGGGAAAAAUGUGGCAAAGUACCUAUCGCAAUGUGUGGUCGGAGCUUCCUUGGAUGAGAUUGAAGAAGAAGAGGAGGAAACUGGCUCAGUAGCCAGUGGAGAUAUGGAUAGAAAGACGAAAGAAGGGUGUUAUCAAGUUAUAAGCUCCUUUCUUGAUCGGGAAAAAGACAAAAUUAGAGACAAGCCUUCCUUUGUUAAAGAGAUUUUACAGUACAGAAACAGAGAACAACUUUUAGAACAUUUAAUUGAGUGCGAUAUGAUAGUUUAUGAUAUAACUGAACAGCCAGAAAUUAUAGAUGAAGCUAUCUGGGUUGUUUCUGAACUUCACGCCGACUUAGACCGAUUGGAAAAACCUAAAAUGUUUGUACUGAUAUCGUCAGCAAUGACAUGGGCCAACAGCAAACCAUUGGAUCCUGACGAUACAGAAAUUCCAUUCACUGAAGAAGAUUAUAGAAGAAGAAGGGCUCAUCCCAAUUGGAAAGAUCAUAUAAAUGCGGAGAAAACUGUUAUUAAAUUGGGUAAGACCAAUAAAUCAAAACUUGCGACUUAUGUCAUAGCUUCCGGACUAACGUAUGGUGCUGAAGAAAAUAUCUUUCAUUAUCUCUUUAAGGCUGCUUGGCACAAUGCGGAACACUUACAUGUUUUCGGAGCUGGUCAGAAUUGUAUUCCCACAAUUCAUAUCCGCGAUCUUGCUGCCGUUAUUCAAAACAUUUUGGAUUCCAGACCUAAAAUUCGAUAUCUAAUUGCGGCUGAUGAUUCUAAGCACACCUUGGAAGAGAUAGUAAAAGCUGUUUCUAAGGCAUUGGGAACUGGUAAAAUAAAGCAUAUUGCUAAAGAAGAUGCUCUGUUAAGCAAAGAUAUUCAGCAAGCUGAUUUUGAUCAAUUACUCGUUAAUUUGAGGAUGGAUGGGGUAUUUAUUAGAGAGAAUAUGCAUAUACGUUGGGCUAGUGAGACUGGUAUAUUGGAAAAUAUUGAUACGAUUGUUAGGGAAUACAGAGAAUCCAGAGCUCUACAACCACUGAGAAUACUUAUCCAUGGUCCUCCCUGCUCUGGAAAAUCAACAAUAGCAUCUCAAUUAUGUAAACAUUAUAAAUUGCAUCAUAUUAAAAUAGCAGAUGUUAUUGCGGAAUCUAAGGAAAGAUUAAAAAAAUCGGCUGCAAGAGCUCAAAUCGACGAAGCCGAGGAGGAGGAAGACGAUGGAACAGCGGCCGAAGAUGAAGAAUUACUAGCAGCCAUAGACGAAGAUGAGAAGACUAACGAUGGUCGUAUUAGCGAUGAAUAUAUUCUUCGAUUGGUCAAGCAAACAUUAAAAUCUGUUAGAUGUCAAAAUCAAGGCUUUAUUCUCGAUGGAUUCCCUAAGACAAUUGACCAGACAAAGGACCUAUUUGCUAACGAAGAUGAAGAUGCUGAGGAAGAGACUGGAGCCAUCAAAUACGAUAAAACUAUAACACCCGAAUUUGUCAUAUCUCUACAGGCGGAUGAUGAAUUUUUAAGAAAUCGGGUUAUGAAUUUACCUGAAAGCGUUGUCGUGCAAAAUCAUACCGAUGAAAAGGGUCUUUUAAGGCGUUUAAAAACCUUCCUUGAAACAAACGGAGAUGAUGUAACAAUGUUAAAUUUCUUUGAAGAAAAUGAGAUUCACGCUGAGACAAUAGAUAUAACUCAAGACAAGACUAUUGAUAAUAAAAUGAUAAUUUCAAGAAUAUUAAAAAAAGUCGGAGAACCAAGAAACUACGGACCAACACAAGAUGAAAUUGAAGAGAAAAAGAGAAGAGAAGAAGAAGAAAGACUUAAGAAGGAGGAGGAAGACAAAAGAGAAAGGGAACGACAAGAAAAGGAGGAGGCUGCUGAGAGAAAACGUCGUCAAGACGAAUGGACUGAAAGGUUGAAUGAUGUCAAAAGACAGGAGCACGAAAUGUUGGAAACGCAAUCAAUACCUCUUCGUAAUUAUCUAAUGAAGCACGUAAUGCCAACUUUAACACAGGGAUUGAUAGACGCCUGUAAAGUAAGACCUGACGACCCCAUUGAUUUCUUGGUAAAUGAAUUUUAUAUUCGGAUUAAUUCAAUGGCACGUAUUUGCGGUUUGUCAUCCCUUUUAUUCUUAUUUUUCAGGCCGAGUACUUGUUCCAUAACAAUCCGCAAGUAGACUGAAUAUAAAGAGAAGAUAAAAGGAAAGAGACGCUUUAAACGUAUUUGAUAAAAUGCUAAAUGAAAGAGAAAUAAACAAAAUCACUAAUAUUGCCUUUCAGAAUUUUGAUAUAUAAAUUUACAUAUACACAAUAUAUAUAUAUAUAUAUAUAUUUAGAAAAAGGGAAAGUUUCCC